AAUUUCCACCACACAACCUAAUCAUCAUAGCAAGCGUUCAUUAUAUCUAGAUAGACCUAUACAUAUAUACAUAUAUAUUAUCAUCAUCAAACUUCUCUAGAACCCAUCCAUUUCUGGAUCCAUUAUAUUCUUCAGCUCAAAGUUCAACAAACAUUAAAUCAUGAAUGCACUCAAACUUUACAAGCUGGGAAAUCAGCACGCAUUGCUUUCAUGGAGUUAUUCAGCCGCCCCAAGAUCACCGGCAAGAGUACCGCGUGCUUACACUGUUCUUGCGCCGCUCAAGAGGCCGAGAAAUCUCCGAGUAAAAGCGAGUAGCUCCGGCGCCGGCGCCGGCGGAGAAGGACAGAAUUCUAGCCGGCGUACUUUCUUGACGCUUGAAGAAGCCGGCCUGGUUGAAAUCUCCGGCCUCGACGCUCACGAGCGCUUCCUCUGCCGUUUAACGAUAUCAUCACUAAAUUUACUGAAAGUAAUAUCAGAGCAAGAAGGGUGUCCAAUCGAGGAGCUGAAUGCAGGAAGAAUAUGUGAUUGGUUUUUGAAAGACAAGCUCAAGAGAGAGCAGAAUUUGGAGUCUGCAGUUCUUCAAUGGGAUAGCUCUGAAUUCCAAUUUUAAAACCCUCCUCUCUCUUUUAUUUCUUAAUAUUUUUUUCUUUACUUUUUGUCAAUCUAAACAUGCUUUUAUUUACAUAUUUAUUUAAUUUUGAUAUGGUGCAAAUAUGCCUCUAUAAUUUUUUAUUUUAUUUUACUUUUUUACAUUUAUGCUUUUAUUAGUAAUACUAGAAAAUUCCUUCUAUUUU
This is a messenger RNA of Ipomoea nil (Japanese morning glory), 794 nucleotides long. RefSeq lists its product as uncharacterized. NCBI's taxonomy places the organism in Eukaryota, Viridiplantae, Streptophyta, Magnoliopsida, Solanales, Convolvulaceae. The record is from RefSeq and is a predicted model, not a curated record. The coding region runs from base 161 to 610 and encodes 149 amino acids. The transcript is spliced from 2 exons.